Molecule: messenger RNA, 306 nt
Organism: Enterobius vermicularis (human pinworm)
Lineage: Eukaryota; Metazoa; Nematoda; Chromadorea; Rhabditida; Oxyuridae
Source: the annotation of a GenBank genome assembly
UUGGCUUUCAUAUGGCGCUGUGUUUUCCAGUGGUAUCUAGUAACUUUUAUUUUGUUUCAUAAAGUUGUUGACAAUUUAUUUGUUUUGACAGUUUUAAUACCAGUUGUUCUAUUUCUUUUUUUCCCCUUUGCAGCUGUAAUCGGUGGAUUUGUGGUUGGAAUUUUAGCAGCAAUUCUGUUGGUGAUGUUUAUUGUAUAUCGGAUGCGGAAGAAGGAUGAAGGAAGUUAUGCAUUAGAUGAACAAAAACAGCCUCCAAUCUAUCCGUAUGCUUAUCAAAAAGCACCAACAAAGGAGUUCUAUGCAUGA